Molecule: messenger RNA, 945 nt
Organism: Penicillium macrosclerotiorum
Lineage: Eukaryota; Fungi; Ascomycota; Eurotiomycetes; Eurotiales; Aspergillaceae
Product: MFS transporter
Exons: 5
Coding region: 1-945 (314 amino acids)
Biological process (GO): basic amino acid transport; transmembrane transport
Cellular component (GO): fungal-type vacuole membrane
Molecular function (GO): basic amino acid transmembrane transporter activity
Source: RefSeq, a predicted model, not a curated record
AUGACUGCCCCGGAAAAUAGCCCCUUACUUGGCAAAUCCCACCAUGACGACCAGAUGCGGGAUGUCACAACCUUUUCCAUUGGAAGACUAACGAUGGGAAGUCUCUUGGUAGUAAUAUUAACCAAUGAACUCGUGGUAGAUAUUGGCACUCCCCGUCAGGUUGCCAUGUUGCGUUCCUACGCUACAAUAGCUGCGAUGCUCGGUCAAGGGCUUGGGGCUCCUUUUGGUGGAUUACUCACAGCGUGGAUGGGAUGGCGCUGGGCCUUUCUAGUUCACAUUCCACUUGCGAUUGUAUGUAUGUCGAUUGUGUUUGGGGGCAUCACGAAGGACACAAUGCCGCUGCCGGAUGCAGACCACUCGAAUAACCAGGUUUUGGAGAACGGAAAUACCGAGAAGCCGGAAAAUCAUAAACCUCUUGAUAUAACUGGUCUGGUUCUUUUGAUGUGCAGUAUCCUCUGUCUUCUCAUGUUUAUUCAACUAGCCCCGAUGGAAGGGUUGGAAAGGAAGCUCCUUUGCCUAUUCAUCACUGGCGUGGCUGGAUGCCUGCUAUUUGUGGGGUUCUGCUUAAACGAAGUGUUUCUGGUGAAGUCGCCAUUGAUCUCUCUCACGCUCUUGCAACCAAGCCAGCUAGGAUCCUUCUUCCUUGUCCAGGUGCUCAGUGGGAUAGCAACCUUCUCGCCAAGCCUUUGGGAGUCAGUAUACGUAACACCUGGAUUUGCUGGAAUAGGAAUGUUGCUCGCAGGCCAAUUUGUCGCUGUUUCUGCCUCUGCUAAGCAGAAAGACCAAGCUACGGUUAUCACCACAUAUUAUCUCACGCAACAAAUUGGCCAAAUGGUCGGUAUUUCGGCGAUGAGUGGGCUGACAACAAGGGAGUUCAGUCGGCUUUAUCAAGAGGAGUUCGGCUCUGAUCCCAAAACUAAAGAACUCAAGAAAUUGGCGUACUAA